This is a messenger RNA of Pezoporus occidentalis (night parrot), 3780 nucleotides long. RefSeq names its product toll-like receptor 7. Gene Ontology annotation, cellular component: plasma membrane. The transcript has 3 exons. Gene Ontology annotation, molecular function: pattern recognition receptor activity; protein binding. Bases 181 to 3306 code for a protein of 1041 amino acids. Gene Ontology annotation, biological process: toll-like receptor 7 signaling pathway; canonical NF-kappaB signal transduction; toll-like receptor signaling pathway. The record is from RefSeq and is a predicted model, not a curated record. NCBI's taxonomy places the organism in Eukaryota, Metazoa, Chordata, Aves, Psittaciformes, Psittacidae.
ACUCUUCUCUGCACCUGAGCUGAACCAGUGGGGACCUCUUUUAUGCUGUUUUUUUCCUGCUUCGAUUUACAGUCUCCUCCAGUGACAAAUCUGCCAGAUCUGAAGCACACAGAAAAUGUGCUCUCUUGGAGCUCUGUCCUUAUUGGCCCGUGAAAAUGCAAAGGGGUACCUCAUGCAAAGAUGUCAAAUGUGCUGCCGUUUGUCUUGCUCUUCCCAUUUCCGAUGCUGCUGUCAGGAACUUGGUUUCCCAAAAGUUUACCCUGUGAUGUUAAUACCUUCGAAGGUACUGUGACAGUGGACUGCACCAAUCGGCGUCUCCUGGAAGUCCCCAGAGGAAUCCCUGCAAAUGCUACCAACCUUACCUUAAGUAUUAACCACAUCCCCCAUAUCAAUCCGGCAUCCUUUGCCCAUCUUGUAAACCUUGUGGAGAUUGACUUCAGGUGCAACUGUGUGCCUGUCAGAAUGGGGCCCAAAGACCAUGUGUGCACCAAACACCCGAAGAUCGAGAAUGGCAGUUUUGCUGCCCUGACCAGAUUGAAGUCAUUGUAUUUGGAUGCAAACCAGCUGUGGGAAAUACCCUGGGGUCUUCCUACUACUUUAAGUCUGCUGAGCCUGGAAGCAAACCAUAUCUCUUCUAUCCAAAAAGCCAAUUUGUCAGAGCUAGGAAACAUAGAAGUGUUGUAUCUGGGACAGAACUGUUACUACCGUAAUCCAUGCAAUGUUUCAUUUGAAAUUGAAAAAACAGCCUUUCUGGAGCUGAAAAAAUUAACAAUACUAUCCCUGAAGUCUAACAACUUAACUCAUAUUCCUCCCAAUUUGCCAUCUACAUUAAAGGAAUUAUAUAUUUACAAUAACAAGAUUCAAGUGAUUCAAGAACAUGACUUGAGUACCCUUCACAACCUAGAAAUUCUUGAUUUAAGUGGUAACUGCCCACGCUGCUAUAAUGCCCCAUAUCCUUGUAUUCCCUGCCCCAAGAGCACAAUUGAGAUACAUUCAAAGGCCUUUUAUUCCUUGAAAAAUUUAAGAACUUUGCGACUUCACAGUAACUCUAUUCAGAGCAUACCCAGUAGCUGGUUUAAAAACUUAAGGAAUCUCAAACAGCUUGACCUCUCCCAAAAUUUCCUCAUAAAGGAGAUUGGAGAUGCUCAGUUUCUGAAGUUUAUCCCCAGCCUUGUAGAGCUUGACCUGUCCUUUAAUUUUGAACUGAAGACGUAUUCUCCAACCUUGAAUUUGUCUAAGUAUUUUUCUUCCCUCUCUAACCUGGAAACUCUGAGGCUCAGGGGUUAUGUCUUCAAAGAACUGAGAGAAGGAAAUCUAGAUCCAUUGCUCAGUCUUAGAAAUCUAACAGUUUUGGAUCUUGGGACUAAUUUUAUUAAAGUUGCUGACCUGAGUGUGUUCAAAAAAUUCCCAUCUCUUAAACUCAUAGACCUCUCAGUGAAUAAAAUUUCUCCUUCUUCAGGUGAAAGCAACUUUUAUGGGUUUUGCUCUAAUCCUAGGAUUUCAGUAGAGCAAUACAACAGGCAAGUAUUAGAGGAAAUGCAUUAUUUCAAGUACGAUGAGUACGGGCGAAGUUGCAGGUCCAAAGACAAAGAGGCUGCUUCCUACGAAUCUUCAGUCAAAAAAGACUGCCUGAAAUAUGGAGAAACUCUGGAUUUAAGCAGAAACAACGUAUUUUUUAUUAACCCCUUAGACUUCCAGGGCCUUAGUUACCUCCGAUGCCUCAACUUGUCAGGUAAUGCAAUAAGUCAGACUUUAAAUGGAAGUGAAUUCUCCUACUUGUCUGGAUUAAAAUACCUGGAUUUUUCUAACAACAGGAUUGACUUGCUAUACUCAACUGCUUUCAAGGAGUUAAAACUUCUAGAAAUUCUAGACUUAAGCAAUAACAAACAUUAUUUUCUGGCAGAAGGUGUCACUCACAUGCUUAGUUUUAUGAAAAACUUGGCCCAUCUGAAGAAGCUGAUGAUGAAUGAGAAUGAAAUUUCUACCUCUACUAACACAGGAAUGGAAAGUCAGUCUCUUCAAAUUCUAGAAUUCAGAGGAAAUCGUUUAGAUGUUUUAUGGAUGGAUGGGAAUGCUAGAUACUUGUCAUUCUUCAAGAACCUGACUGGCCUGGAAGAACUGGAUAUUUCCUUCAACUCUCUUAGUUUUUUGCCUUAUGGUGUUUUUGAAGCUAUGCCUCCAGAACUCAAAAUCCUCAAUUUAACUAACAACCGGAUGAAGAGUUUCAAAUGGGAAAACCUGCACCAUCUGAAAAAACUAGAAACUCUGGACCUCAGUAAUAACCUUCUGGCUACUGUUCCCCAAGAACUGUCCAAUUGCUCUUCAACAGUCCAAAACCUGAUUCUCCGAAACAAUCACAUUCAACGGCUGAGCAAACAUUUUCUCAGAGGUGCCUUUAAAUUGAAAUACUUGGACCUCAGCUCAAACAAGAUCCAAAUAAUUAAGAAAUCUAGCUUCCCUGAAAAUGUCAUUAACAACCUGAAGAUGCUGCUGUUGCAUGGCAAUCCUUUCAAGUGUAACUGUGAUGCUGUGUGGUUUGUUUGGUGGAUCAAUCAGACUCAUGUGACUAUUCCUCUUCUGGCCACAGAUGUGACCUGUGCUGGCCCAGGAGCACAUAAAGGAAAGAGCGUCGUUUUCUUGGAUCUGUAUACCUGUGAGCUGGACACCUCAUAUUUGAUCCUGUAUGCUCUGUCAGCUUCAACUGUCCUAGGCUUUAUGGUGUUCACAGUGAUGAGCCAUCUCUAUUUCUGGGAUGUGUGGUAUAGUUAUCAUUACUGCACUGCCAAGUGGAAGGGCUAUCGCCAUUUACCUUCACCAGAUGCUUGCUAUGAUGCCUUUAUUGCCUAUGACAAUGAAGAUCCAGCUGUGAAUGAAUGGGUGAUGGAAGAACUGGUUGAAAGGCUGGAAGAUCAAAGAGCCAGACAGUUCAACUUAUGCCUAGAAGGAAGGGACUGGCUCCCAGGACAGCCAGUCUUUGACAACCUUUCCCAGAGCAUUCAGCUGAGCAAAAAGACCAUAUUUGUACUGACCAACAAGUAUAUUAAAAGCGGCAACUUCAAGACAACAUUUUACAUGGCCCACCAGCGGCUUCUAGAUGAAAAAAUAGAUGUCAUUAUCUUGAUAUUUCUUGAGAAGGUUUUGCAGAAGUCCAGGUAUGUUCGUCUGAGGAAGAGGCUGUGCAGAAGUUCUGUCCUGGAAUGGCCAACUAACCCUAGAUCUCAGCCCUACUUCUGGCAGUGCCUGAAAAAUGCAAUAGCUAUGAACAAUACCCUGGCUUACAACAAGCUUCUCCAGGAAACUGUUUAGCUCUGCCCUUCCCUGUAAAUAUUAUUAUGAUGCAUGAUGAGAAAAAUAUCCUAAACUUCAUUUGGAGAAGCUAUCAAAGUGUAGAGGAUAAAUGUUAAUUGUGAUAUUGUACCCCAAAAAGAAACGCACAAUUAGUCCCAAAUGAUAGUUCACUUGUUUUGCUAUGACAAGACAGAACAGAAACUGUUGCCAGCAUGGAUGUUUAGCUGAUAUUCACCCUGCUUGGCACUGACUGCUGCACAACAAGAGAAGAUGCACUACCUACUGGAAGUCCCUGGUUUAGAACAGAAUCACCACUUCCAAAUUUCAGUUCACUGGAGGCCUCCAGCACGACCUGUGGUUGGGUCAGAUGUGGGUGAGACACUUGCUCAGCUUAUCCUAGUACACAGAUUGCCAGGAGGAGUUAGGCUGUGCCUGAAGCUGCUGCUGUUCAGAUCUCUGUUGGAGUAAAUUUAGUUUUAACAGAAAAUUAUA